Messenger RNA from Cylindrotheca closterium, 2904 nucleotides. NCBI's taxonomy places the organism in Eukaryota, Bacillariophyta, Bacillariophyceae, Bacillariales, Bacillariaceae. The record is from the annotation of a GenBank genome assembly.
AUGCUUGAUCUUCGAGAAGUCAAAACAACGCGAAAGAAUCGCAAUGAAGAUGAGAAGUGGGACGAAGGAGAGCCGCAAGUCGAGGAACCCGUUUUGGAGGAAGAAGAGCUCUUGAACCGUUGUCGCAAAGCUAGGUCAGAGGACGAAUUAUCAAAAGCCAUGGAUGCGCUUGUUGAGAAUGUAAGACAAGGAAGGUCGUUGAGUUUGGUGGCGAAGGAAUCCAUUGUACGCAACGUUCUACUGGAAAUUCCAUAUCGCCUCAACAAAGACAAAAUGGAUUUAGUCUUUGAUGGUUGUGGAAUUCUCACAACGAUGUCGGCGGUUGCAAAUUUGAUCAAACAACUGUCAACUGAGUUGGUCCUGCCAUCAUCUGUCACCAGUAGUUCUACUGCAAAGCAAUCAACAACAAAACCGACAACCGAUCAAUCUUCCCCUGCACAGCCGACUUUGCAAAUUCCAAGUGUCUUGCAAGCUUGCUUUGCAACAAUCUAUCGAAUGCUUCUGUUGGUUCCGACAUCAUCAGAAUUAUCGUCUUCUUCAUCUAUAUCCAUAAUGUCACCAGCUUCAACUUCACAGGCUGUACUUCUUGUCGAAGAUUUGCGGACAGAGAACGUUGCCACCUUUGUGCAGAUGAUUUUGCUGUUUCCACAAAUAAUAUCCAAUGCUUGCCACAAAUGGAAGCUUCAUCCGCCUGCUUGGGCCGCGGCUGCCCAAUAUCUUCCAAAGUUGGUGACCACAGCCUUCAUUGUAGCAAAGAAAGGAAAAGCACCAGACCAAACGAAAGACUCUAGAAAUCUGAACCCGCUCAUCAUUGAGGUUGGCAACACUCCCAAGAAGCACCACGCAAACGACGAAAGAGACAACAGCAGGGAGAAUUCAUCCUACUUAUACUGCUCUACCCUUCUGAAAAACAUGUUACGAACUCUCAAGGGCGAUCAUGUAGCCAAAGGAUUGAAGCACCAACAUCCUUGUGGAAAUGAACUCGUUCGAGUUUUGCUACCAAAUUUCUCUGGGAGAGUCGAUGACGACGGCGACAGUGAUGAUGAUGAUAGUGUUGGCUAUGAGGCUCGACUUGAUGGCAACUAUAUGGACACCAUGUUGACUACGAGGGAAUUCACAAGCUUAGUUGUCUCCAUCCUUCAGCUUCAUGUUGCCUCAUCACAAAACGACAAGAGGAGCUUGAAUGCAACUGCGACCACACCAGCCGCGCAGUCUUGCCUCGAAGUAUUAAAAGCAUCAACACGAGAACACCGAGAGGCGCUAGUACAGUCAGUAGCUCUCAGUGGCAAAUUCGACCCGCGUAUUGGGCCUAUCUUUGUAAGGCUGCUGUACAAUUCCAACUACUUGUACCCUCAUUUGUGCGAGAUUGCUGAACAUUGGUCACAAUGGACCUUUGUCCAUGAAAUGGAACAAGAGAAAACCCAGCGAUAUGUGACAAACCUUAUUCUCGAGGGGCUGAAGCUCUUGGUGCAAGAAGAAGACGGGGACAAUAAGAAUUCUCGUGAUCCAUCAAGGGAUGAACUGACAUCUUCUCUACUACAGGGUGUAACACACCGACUAGAAUCUGCCUUUCCCCCGAUUCGAAUGGACGGAAUGAUGGUUGGUCAAGAGUUGGCCAAACGUUUAGGUGAAAAGUUGCAGUUUGACGAACUGAUGGAAGCAUUUGGAACAGAAGCCGGUAGUGAAGGUGUCGGUACCCUCAGUCAAGAGGAUACAAAUGAUAGCAAAGUCGCACCAAAGAGCAGAAGGGAGAGCGACAAAGUACACAAGAUUGCCCCUGAUGUUGUCUACGAAAGUAACCACGAGGGAAGGUAUGACUUGGAUGAUGCGAACAAAAGCCAUGAUGACCAAUCUGUCACCUGGAAUGAUGACUUAGUCCCUUAUGAUCUCGAUGACCCCGAAGAGGACCUAGUGGAAACGGAGAGGCCAUAUCAUUUGCUUGAAGCUUUGGAGCUCAUAAGGACGGUAGAAAGCGAGGAACACGCAUACAGUAACCACGAGACUGGACUGAAAUACUUUCCUGAAUUGAUUCAGUCAAGACCGGACAAUUUGCCUGAUGUUGCAGUUUCGCUGCUACUUUCGCUUUUGAAGAUGGAAAAUAAAUUUAACAUAGAAAACUUCUUGGAGAUGAGACAAAAGGCAAUCACGUGCCUCGUCAUUCAGGAACCACGACUUGUUGGCGAAACGAUGAUCGAGGAACUUUUCAAGGAUUCUGGCUUGUCAGACCGACUGAAUAUUCUGGUUGCACUCCAGGACGCUGCAUAUGUUUUGUCUGGCAGCCAAUCCUUGGUCAACAAAGAAACGAAACCGAUGCAAAGGCAAUUACAAGAUGGUACACCCAAGAUUAGUAAAAAGCGACUGACCUCACUUGAGCUGAAAAAGCAGGAGCAGCUCAUUAGGAUCGAAGAGAAGACUCGACGGAAGAGAAGUCGCCCGACGCCUCUAGCGGUCGUUCAAAAUCGAUUCACUGCUAUCGCUCCUAUGUGGUUUUAUUCCAUGCUUCAAAAAUUUAUUGACAACAACGAAAACGAGUCGUUGUGGAGAGAUUCAUCUGGCUCUCAUUUCUUGGCAAGCUUCUUCAGAGUCUUGGCUGCAAUAGUGGAAUUCUCGGGCAUGCACAGUGCGCAAGUGUUGGGAAAAGAUUUGUUUGAUCUUGUGUGGACUUUCCGAGAUGCAGAUGUAGCAGAGGUUCGAAUCUCUGUGUUGGUAGCGACCGCAACCUCAUUUGCCACGAUCCCUGUCGACCGUUUGCUCGCACUUUUCAUGGAUCACGAUAUUCUCGCCAUUUCAUUGGCAUUGAAUGCUAUAUCUGAGAACGACCCAGAUAGCGGUUGCAGGACGAUUGCACAAACAAUAAAGCAGUCAUUGAAUGAAGUGUCAAACAGAUCUGUAAUUUUGAAUUAA